Molecule: messenger RNA, 3228 nt
Organism: Leopardus geoffroyi (Geoffroy's cat)
Lineage: Eukaryota; Metazoa; Chordata; Mammalia; Carnivora; Felidae
Gene: CDCP1
Product: CUB domain containing protein 1
Exons: 9
Coding region: 178-2667 (829 amino acids)
Source: RefSeq, a predicted model, not a curated record
GGGGACAGGCCGGCCCAACUCGUGCUCCCCCGCGCAGGGCGGAGCCCGGGCCCGCCCGCCCGCCCGCAGGUGAGCUAGCCGGGGAGGAGCUGGUGCCAGGCUCAGGCGCCCGCGGCCGCCGCUCCGAGCCACUGGCCACAGCCGCUUUCCCCGCCGAGGCCGAGGCGCCCCGGAGCCAUGGCCGGCCAGACCCGCGGGGCCACAAUCGCACUGCUGGGGGUCCUGCUGCUCGGCGCCGUGUGCCCGGGAGCUGAAGCUUCCGAGAUUGCUCUGCCACACGGAAGUGGCAUUACGGUUCUCAUAAAACCUGGGACCCCCACGCUGCCGGUGAAACCCUGUUACAUCAUCAGUACUAAAGGACACUUAACCACAUUGACCAUCAAAUCCGGAGAAAAGGCGGUCUUUUCCUUUAACUGCCGGGACCCAGAGAAGCACUUUGUCAUCGAGAUCCAGAAGAAUAUUGACUGCAUGUCAGGCCCGUGUCCUUUCGGGGAGGUCCAGCUUCAGCCGUCAACAUCGGUGCUGCCCGCUGUCAACAGAACUUUCAUCUGGGACGUCAAGGCUCACAAGAGCAUUGGUCUAGAGCUGCAGUUCUCGGUCCCUCGCCUGAGGCAGGUCGGGCCGGGGGUGAGCUGCCCAGACGGAGUCACUUACAACAUCAGCGGCCGCAUCGAUGCCACCGUGGUGAGAAUCGGAACCUUCUGCAGCAACGGCACUGUGUCCCGAAUCAAAAUGCAAGAAGGGGUGAAAAUGGCCUUACACUUGCCGUGGUUCCAUAGGAGAAACGUCUCUGGCUUCAGCAUCGCAAACCGGUCUUCUAUAAAACGGCUGUGCAUCAUCGAAUCCGUGUUCGAAGGUGAAGGUUCCGCCACCCUGAUGUCUGCCAACUACCCGGAUGGCUUCCCUGAGGACGAGCUCAUGACCUGGCAGUUCGUCGUUCCCCCGCACCUGCGGGCCAGCGUCUCCUUCCUUCACUUCAACGUCUCCAACUGCGAGAAGAAAGAGGAACGGGUUGAAUACUAUAUCCCGGGCUCCACCACCAACCCCGAGGUGUUCAAGCUGGGGGACAAGCAGCCCGGGAACAUGGCUGGGAACUUCAACCUGUCUCUCCAGGGCUGCGACCAAGACGCCCAAAACCCAGGGAUCCUCCGGCUGCAAUUUCAAGUUUUGGUCCAACAUCCACAGAAUGAAAGCAAUAAAAUCUACGUGGUCGACUUGAGCAACGAGCAAGCCAUGUCGCUCACCAUCGAGCCGCGGCCCGUCAAGUUCAGCCGCAGGUUUGUCCCCGGCUGCUUCGUGUGUCUGGAGUCUCGGACCUGUAGCACCAACCUCACCCUGACCUCCGGCUCCAAACACAAGAUCUCCUUCCUUUGUGAUGACCUGACUCGCCUGUGGGCGAACGCCGAGAAGACCAUAAGCUGCAUGGACCACCGGUACUGCCCCAGGAGGCCCUACUCCCUCCAGGUGCCCAGGGACAUCCUCCAGCUGCCCGUGCAACUGCACGACUUCUCCUGGAAACUGCUGGUACCCAAGGACAGGCUCAGCCUGGCAUUGGUGCCAGCCCAGAAGCUGCAGCAACACACCCCCGAGAAGGUCUGCAACACCAGCUACAGCUACCUGGUGGCCAGCACGGUCCCCGGCCAGGACCUCUACUUCGGCUCCUUCUGCCCCGGAGGCUCCAUCCAGCAGAUCCAGGUGAAGCAGAACGUCUCCGUGACCCUCCGCACCUUCGCCCCCAGCUUCCAACAAGAGGCCUCCAGGCAGGGCCUGACCGUGUCCUUUAUCCCCUACUUCAAAGAGGAAGGCGUUUUCACGGUGACCCCAGACACAAAAAGCAAGGUCUACCUGAGGAGCCCUAACUGGGACCGGGGCCUGCCGUCGCUCACCUCAGUGUCCUGGAACAUCAGUGUGCCCAGCGGCCAGGUGGCCUGCCUGACCUUCCUCAAGGAGCGGACCGGCGUGGUCUGCCAGACGGGGCGUGCAUUCAUGAUCAUCCAGGAGCAGCGGACCAAGGCCGAGGAGAUCUUCAGCCUGGAGGACGAGGUCCUCCCCAAGCCAAGCUUCCACCACCACAGCUUCUGGGUCAACAUCUCCAACUGCAGCCCUGUGAGUGGCAAGCAGCUGGACCUGUUCUUCUGGGUGUUGCUUACCCCAAGGACUAUGGACCUGACUGUCAUCGUCACGGCGAUCGUGGGAGGUGGCGCCUUGCUGCUGUUUGCCCUCGGACUCAUCGUUUGCUUCGUGAGAAGGAAGAAAAAGAAGACAAGCAAAGGCCCAUCUGUAGGCAUCUACAACGGCAACAUCAACACCCAGAUGCCGAUGCAGCCAAAAAAGUUUCAGAAGGGACGAAAGGACAGUGACUCCCACGUGUAUGCAGUCAUCGAUGACACCAUGGUUUAUGGCCAUCUGUUGCAAGACUCCAACGGCUCCUUCCUGCUGCCAGAGGUGGACACCUACCGACCGUUCCAGGGUCCCACGGGGGACUGCCCUCCCUCCCCACCCCUCACAGGCUCCAGGGCCCCGACUGCAAAGCUGACCGUAGACGAGCCAUCCCCCAGCUUCCCUGCUGAGUCUGAGAGUGAACCAUAUACCUUCUCCCACCCCAACAACGGGAACACAGACAUUCCCUUGCUGGACACCCAUGAGCCCACGGAGCCUGGGGAGUAACCUGGACCCAUCCCAAAGACUUUUGCUGAAAGCGGGGCACUGAGACACCCUUUAGGGGCCUCCAGCAGAAACCCUAAAGAGGAGUUUUAUGGAAGGAACAGCAGGAGGUUUUACUGGACGCCACCAACCCCUGAUUUCCAAGCGGGCUUGUUCCGACAAUGGGACGUUGAAAGUGAUGAACGCCUACCUGCAUACAGUCGUCCCAGUCCGUAUCCUUCUGAAGCCAGGUUGGGUUGUAAACCAGCCGUAAGGAGAGGGGAGGGCUGUGAGUCACCCCGUACGAGGUGGUAAUGAGCUCUGGAUCUGGAUUUGGAACUCUUCGGGGCGACAAUAUUGAUCCCUAGGAGCCCAUCCAAGGUCCCUGCUCCCCCUGAGCCCCCUGGAUGAAAAGGACGAUGUGCCUUAUUAUUAUUAUUUAUUUGGGGGUCCUGUGUAUUUAAGAAGUCGAAGGUAUGACCACGCAGCUCUUUUCACCUGACGUAGUGACAGCUCACGCUCACUGGUUGGAUGGCUGGGUUUUCACUUCUCCCGACCACUAGAUAAACAUGUGCCUGUUCCCUG